Molecule: messenger RNA, 1227 nt
Organism: Ascochyta rabiei
Lineage: Eukaryota; Fungi; Ascomycota; Dothideomycetes; Pleosporales; Didymellaceae
Exons: 1
Coding region: 1-1227 (408 amino acids)
Biological process (GO): fatty acid alpha-oxidation
Molecular function (GO): phytanoyl-CoA dioxygenase activity
Source: RefSeq, a predicted model, not a curated record
AUGGAGAUCUCGACAAAUGGAACCUUCGUGCCAAACGGUGCGAACAAUGGCCACACACCUGCUCCCCAGAUUGAGUCUCGAAUCUUCAGGACCAGCAAGCCGCCAUCAUUGGAAGAAUUCAAGAAACUGACGACGGAGUCCGUUACGAUCAACUAUCCACUUGCGAGUGACACCAUCAACAGCAUUCCGAUCUACAAGCUUCCUGACUACGCUUCCCUGUCUGUAGAACAGCUCUCCGCUCUGCAAGAUGAAUGGUACCACAUCCUCCUGCACGGCCCGGGUGUCUUCGCGACAAAACACCUGUUCACCAACCUCGGCCUGAUCGACAAGGUGAAUAAUGUCUACUCGACAAUCAUCGAACAAGAGGCGCAGCGAUCGGGCAAGAAAGGCGACCAUUUCGCAACCUCGGGCUCAAACUCACGCAUCUGGAACUCCUUCUCCAAACACUGCCUCGCCGACCCUUCAUCCUUUGUCGAGUACUACUCCAACCCUUGGCUACCGCUCAUCUGCUCAGCCUGGCUAGGUCCCCACCACAGACUCACGGCGCAGGUCAACAUCGUCCGACCCGGCGGCUCAGCGCAGAUCAGCCACCGCGACUACCACAUCGGCUUUCAAAGUGCAGCGUCGUGCGAGAAGUUCCCCAAGGCGCUGCAAAUCGCCAGCCAGUUCCUGACCCUCCAAGGUGCGGUAGCACACAGCGACAUGCCGCUAGAAUCCGGCCCGACGCGCCUGCUGCCCUUCAGCCAGAGGUUCGAGGCAGGGUACAUGGCGUAUCGACUGAAGGCGUUCCAGGACUUCUUCUUGGAAAAAUACGUCAGUGUCGCGCUUGACAAGGGCGAUGGACUGUUCUUCAACCCGGCGCUCUUCCACGCUGCCGGCGCCAACACGUCGGCGGAUAUCCAGCGCUCGGCCAACUUGCUGCAGAUCUCGAGUGCGUUUGGCAAGCCGAUGGAGAUGAUCGAUACGCUGCCGUUGGUGCAGAGGACGUGGGAUGAUUUACAGGAUCGAUAUCAAAACGAGGGAUUGAGUGCCGAGGUCAGGGCGUUUUUGGGGAGCGUCGCGGAGGGGUAUCCGUUCCCGACGAACUUGGAUAGGAGGGUGCCGGAGACGGCGGGCAUGGCUCCGAAGAGCGAGCAGGAUGUGCUACUCCAGGGCCUCAAGGAGGAAUGGGACAGGGAAGCCGUGCUGAGCGAGCUGAGGAAGCUAGCAGAGGACUCAAACGCUUGA